AUGGAAUGGUUUCGGUAUCUAAUCUCAUUUAUAUUAUUUCACCUAAGUUUAGCUGCAAUUCGUAUGAGUCAACCGAAGAUUUUAUUACCAUUUCAUCCACGUAUUGAAACAAAUUUUACAUUAGAAGCAACGGAUGGUUGUUUUUUAUGGUCAUCAUCACGUCCUGACCUUGUUCGUAUUGAUCCCAUAGGACCAUAUUCAAUAAAAAAUGGUGAAAAUUGUUCAUUAUAUGCAAAUAUUAUAGCUCAUACGAAACAAUCAUUACGUUCAAGUGCAACUGUUUAUGCUCGUGAUAUUUUAACUGGACAAUCUGUACGAUGUGAUGUUAUUAUUGAUAAAAUUCAAACAAUUGAAAUUAUUUAUACAACAACACGAUUAUAUUUAGAAGAUGCACCAGAAUUAUUUAAAUUACGUGCACAUGAUCAACAUGGAUCAACAUUUUCAUCAAUUGAACAUUUUCCGUUCGAAUGGAAAUUAUUAAAUGCUGCUAUUGUUGAUGAACAAAAUGUGAAAAAAUCUACAAGUGGAACAUUGGAUGCAACAAAAGUAAUACGUAUUCUUCGUCUAACAGAUUCAUCAUAUGAAAUGAGUGACACAGUUCGAAAUCUUGAAUCACAUGGUUCAUUAUCUUAUGAAAUUCUUCUUGAAGGUCUUCGUACUGGAUCAGCAUUUGUUCAAGCUGAAUUUAUUGAUAAUGAUCUAUAUCAUGGUAUACGAACAAAACCAGUUCGAUUAUCUGUAUCAGCUAAUGUUCAAUUUUAUCCAUCAACAGAUGUUUAUUUACUUCCAUAUUCACGUUUAGGAUUUCGUCUUUAUCAAAUAAAACGACAAGAAUCAACUGAUAUAACAGAUUUACCAUCAACACGAAUACUUUAUGAAGUUAAAUUAAUUAAUAAUGAUGCUGGUACUUUAGAUGAUAAAACACUUAUAUUUACUGCAACAGAUCAUGCUGAUGAACAAUCACGUUUAGAAUUAAUUGAUCGUAAUAUGAAAGCUAUUGAUAAUGAUACAUAUGAACCAACAUCAUUAAUGAUACGUAUUGUUAAUAUUGGUUAUUUAUCAGCAAUAACAAAUUCAACACGACCAUGGAUAUUUCAAAUAGGAUCAUAUUAUCUUAUAACUGUUGAAAUGUUUGAUGUUAAUGGUAGAAAAAUUUAUCCAACUGAUAAUUUAAAUUUAUCAGCAACAAUACCAAAUGAAUUACAUAAAACUUGUUUAAAUUUAAAAUCUUUAUAUCAAAAUGGUACACAAUAUAUUCUUCGACCAAAUUGUCAAGGAAGAUUUGAAAUUGAAUUUCAUCUUAAUGGAAUGAAAAAUAAUGAUAUUAUUGAAUUAUUAACUAUAGCUUCAACAAAACAAUGGUUUGAAGUUUAUUUACCAUUAGUUGUACAACCAAAACGAGUACUUCUACCAGAAAAAACUACAAUUAAAGAAAUUAAAACACCUUAUUGUCCAAUUAAAGUUUUAGGUGGAAGUGGAGAUUAUAUUUUUACAUCAAGAGAUAUAAGUGUGGUCACUGUUUCGUCGACUGGUGAUCUAAUGGAACAAACUUCUUUAAAUUCAACACAUGUUGAUGUUUUUGAUAAAAAAUCUCCUGAAUUAAAUGCAACUGUUUCUGUUCAAGUUGUUCAACCAAAUGAAUUUCAUUUAUUUCCAUGUCCAGUUGAAACUGAACUUAAUUCUUUACUUUAUUUACCAAUUCAAUUAUAUUAUAAAAAACAAGCUUUAACAUGUUGUUCUCAACUUGAUUUUGAUAUACUUAUUGAUAAUAAUAUAUUUCAAUAUCAAAAUAUAAUACCAUCUAAUGAACAUACAAAUGAAUCAUGUGCUUUACUUAUAUUUAAACCAAUUAAAAUUGGUAUAACAAAUGUUCGUGUUCAACUUAAAAAUUCAAAUCUUCAACAAACAAUUAGUUUAAGUGCAUAUGAAAAAUUACAUAUAAAUCUUAAUAAUUUAUUAUUAACAACAAAAUCUGAAUAUAUAUUACAAUUAUCAAAUGGUCCAUUAAAUUUUUAUGAUCAAGAAUCAUUAAAAUAUAAUAUAUAUCCAUUAGAUAAUCAUAUUAAAUUUACACAAGAUUCAUUAAAUUCAAAUUUUUUACAUAUUAAAUGUCUUACGCCAAUACAAUAUCAACAAUAUGAAAUAUCAAAACAAAAUAUCAUAACAAAACAAAAUCUUUGUCCAAUUAAAUCAACAAUAUCAAUUGAUAUAUCAUGUCAAUCAACAAUUUAUUCAUUUAUACUUGAACCAAUACUUACAUCACAAUGUCCAUUAAUAAAUCGUGAUUAUGUUAUAACAUAUUUUGAUCAAAUUUUAUAUAUAAAUAUAAUUGCAUAUAAUGAACAAAAAAUAUCAUUUACAAAUUUUUCAUCAUUAAAUAUUGAUUGUAAAAUAAAAUCAAAAGAAUAUUUAGCUGAUCUUAAUAUAAAUAAUCAUCAAUUAGAAAUUAUACCAAAACAUAAAUCAGGAAAAAUUUUACUUCAUUGUAUAAUUGAUAAAUUAGAACAACAACUUGAAAUUGAAUUUAUGAAAAAUAUACAAAUAAUUAAUUCAAUUAAAUUAAUUUAUAUUAAUGAAUCAUUAUCACCAUUAGAAAUAUAUGGUGGUUCUGGUUAUUUUCAAUUUCAAAUAAAUGAAUUAUCAAUAAAUCCAUUAAUUGAUUUAUUAAUAAAUAAUAAUAAUUCACGAUUAAUUUAUAUUAAACCAUUAAAUUAUGGACGUACAAAUUUAAUUAUUAUUGAUCAAUGUUUACCAUUAUUAAUGAAAACUCUUGAUAUAAUUAUAUCAGAUAUUGAUCAAUUAAAAAUUUUUGGUCGUAGUCGUUUAGAAUUAAAUACAACAUCAUUAAUUUAUAUUCAAGCUAUUGAUAUUGAUGGUAAUCUAUUUAAUUUAACAAAUAUUUAUCAUUUAAUUAAUAUUAUUAUUGAACAAACUUUAAAACCAAAUAUUUUAUUUAUUGAAUAUGAAUCAAAAUCAAAUUUAGAUUAUCAAACACUUGCUUAUAGAAUACAUACAUUAGAUAUUGGACGAACAAAUAUUAAAUUUUAUGCAUUAAAUAUUAAAAGUAAUAUUAUUGAAUUUGAAGUUUAUGAAAAAUUACGUAUUUAUCCAAAAGAAUUAAAUAUUUUACCAUUAUCAACAAUUCAAUUAAUGAUUAUUGGAGGUUCACAAAUAUUAGGAACAACAAUUGAAUGGUCAACAAAUAAUACAGAUAUUGUUGAUAUAGAAAUAAAUAAUAUUUUUAAAACAAAAACUAUUGGUCAUGCUAUUAUUCAUGCUAAAUCAACUGGAUAUGAUCCACUUUUAGGAAAAUCUAUAGUUUAUGGUGAAGAUACAUGUAUAAUUCAUGUUGUUCAAAUACGUUCUAUUCGUCUUCAUAUACCAACAACGGAAAUUCUACCAAAUAAAAUGGUUCCAUUAACUGUUCUUUCAUAUGAUCAUGAAAAAAAUCCAAUUGUUAUAACAGAUGUUUUUCUUCAUUCUCUUGUAUUUAUAUGGUCAUUAUCAAAUACUCAUCUUGCACAAUUUCGUCCAAUAAUUGGUAAUAUAUCAUCUUAUAUACGAACAUUUGUAACAAAUAUUGAAACAUUAAGAACGGGUCGUGUUACUAUUGAUGUACGUUUAUUAACAAAUUCAAAAACUUUAAAUAAAUUAUUAUUAAAAACUUCUCAUGAAUUAUCAAGUUCAAUUGAAUUAAAUAUUCUUGAACAAUUUUAUUUAAAUCAAUUUGAUGAAACACGUACAAUAUUAAUUGGACCAAAUUCUCGUUUAAAUUUAUUUCAUAUACCAAAUGAUAUAACAAUUGAACUUUUAUCAUCAUCAAAAAAUAUACAUCUUGAUAUAAAUACAAAAAUAAUUUAUACUGAUCAAAAUUUCGAUGGUGAAGCUGUUCUAUAUAUGAAAUAUCGUGGAACCAAACAAGAAAAAAAAAUUCUUAGUUCAUCUAUUGUUGGUGCUUAUCUUAUUCAAGUUAAACCAAUACAUUAUAUUCUUUUACAAAGUUAUUUACCUCAAGAAACUUCAUCAUUAUUUUCUUCAAUACCAGUAGAUUAUAAACUUCCAUUAACUGUUUCUUAUCAUGAUGAAUUAGGCAGACGAUUCGAUGCAACAUCAAUAUCUCUUCGUACAUUUUCUUAUCGUGGUGAUAUGAUAUCUACAAAUUCAAAUAAUACACAAAUAUAUGAAAUAAUUCCACUUAAAAAUGGUUCGAAUAUUCUUGUAGUCGAUGGUGGUGUAGAAUAUUUACGUGCUUAUUUGCCUGUACAAGCUAAUAGUGGUUUUCUUUUACCAAAAUCAUCAAUAUCUCCAUUAAAACAAAUUUAUUAUAUUGGUGAUAUUGUUUGUUUUGAAUCAAAUUUAAAUAAUGAUGAAAAAACUCAAGAUCGAUGGAGUAGUGAUGAUGGUAUGUAUGUUGAUUCAAAAUAUGGUAUUGGACAAAUGAUUAUAGAUGGUGAACGUCAUUUACAUUUAAAAAUUGAUGGACAAACAAUAACAAGUGAACGAUUUAAUGUACAAAUACCAAAUGAAAUAAAAUUACUUAAAGGAACAAAUGAUUUUUUAUAUGAUGGUGAAGAAGGUAAACCAUCAUCUUAUCCUGUCAUAUUCGGUACGGAUUCUACAACUAAUCUUCAUGGUUUAUGUUCUCGUGAAGGACUUGAACAUGCUCAAUCAAUUGGUACACUUCAUCCAACAUUUGAAUGUCAUCUUGAAUUUCUUAAAAGUAAAUCAAAUAAUCCAAAAGCUUCAACAUUAUUUAAAACUCAAGCUAUAUUUGAUCUUGAUCUAAUGAGUUGGGCAUGUCAAAUAAUACGUAAAUCAUCAUAUGAUAUAAGUACAUAUGAAGAUUCAUUACUUUUAUUUGUUCAAACAUCAUAUCAAAUAAUGUCAAAUGAAUUAAUUAUUCCAUAUCAACCAACAUUUAAAUUAUCACCAUCAUUAUCAUCAAUAUAUCUUUCAGAAGAACAUCCAUAUAAUACAAUUCAUAUAUCAACAAUACCAACAAAUGAUAAAUAUAUACAAUUAAUAUCAUCAGAUCCAUCAAUAGUACGUAUAACAAAAAAUUCUACAGAACCAUUUUUAUAUAAUAUUGAAUUACGUCAUGGUGCUAAAACAAAUAAUCAACAACAAAUAUAUAUUGAUAUUAAAAAUAUUUUAACUGGACAAAAUCAACGUAUUAAUAUUAACGUACAAAAACGUUUUAUUGAUAAUCCAAUAGGACGUAUAUUAGCAAGUCUUUUAUUAUGUGCAUCAUUAGCAUUAAUUGUUUAUGGAUUAGCAAAUCGAAAACCUUUUCUAUCAUCAUCAUCAUCACCACCACCACCAAUAAUAACAAAACAAAUUUCAUCAACACCACGUGUUAUUCAAUCACCACCAACACCUAAACGACAUUUACUUUUUGAUGAUCAUCAAUCAUCAUCAUCAUUUGAUACACCAACAACAAUUCAACAUCAUGAUCAACCUGUUGUAAGACUUUAUUCAGCACAAGAUUUACGUUCACGUUCAAUAGGAAAUUCACCACGAUCAGCUAUGAGUAAUAUGACAUUACCAACAACUGAUGAUAGAGAUCUUCAUACACGUUUACAAAGACUUUAUAAUUAA
Molecule: messenger RNA, 5598 nt
Organism: Rotaria sp. Silwood1
Lineage: Eukaryota; Metazoa; Rotifera; Eurotatoria; Philodinida; Philodinidae
Source: the annotation of a GenBank genome assembly